AUGGUCGCCCUCCUGACCCCGGCGUGCAUUGGCUUCCUCUUCGCCUUGGUCCUGCCGCUCGCCUGGGUCACGGCACUCGUUCUUCAGCCAGGCCUCCAGUCGGCACGCAUGUGGGCGCUCUUCACAGGCUUGUGGAUGGAGACGACCAUGGUGAUUCAGACGACGCGGAGCUUCACGCGUCCGGCCAGCUUUGGCAAGUCCGGUGCGGCUACGUCUCUGGUGCCGCUCAUCUUGGGCAUGUUCAUGGGCCCAUUGCAGCCGCUUGCUUUUGAGGGCAUCGACGCCCAAUGCCCCGACACUGCACGCCUCAUCGCCUACAUCGUGAUCGCCAUCGGCUCCAACGGGAUCAAGCUCGCGCUCCGGCUCCACUCGAGCCUCAUUCCCGCCGCUGUGGCCUCACCCUCGCCGCUGUCGCGCUCUCGCGCGCUGCAGGCGUGGCUGGCCACAUCGCUCGUCGAGAUUUUGUCACUGGAGGUGAUCCUCUGCACCGCCGUCGAGCUGCGCUCGGGCCCGCCAUUCGAGAGCCAUUCGACGACAUGUGCGGCGCAAGGCUUUAAGGAGUUCUUCUUUCCCAGGCUUCGCGGCUUCGUCUACUUUGAGUAUGCGCAGCUCGUAAUCACCGCCUUGUGGCUCCACGGGAGGCAUUGCGCUAACGUCGCUCCCGCCAAGAGGGACUCUGGUUCACACCACUUUUCCGCAUUACUGUUUUAG
Messenger RNA from Emiliania huxleyi CCMP1516, 711 nucleotides. RefSeq lists its product as hypothetical. Lineage: Eukaryota; Haptophyta; Isochrysidales; Noelaerhabdaceae. The record is from RefSeq and is a predicted model, not a curated record. The transcript has 3 exons. The coding region runs from base 1 to 711 and encodes 236 amino acids.